AUGGUGUUCAGCUCUGCCUAUAGGCGAGCUUACAAAGAGCCUUCAUGGGACGAUUACAGUAAGAAAGAAUUUAUUAGUAAGCUUCAGUAUCGAUCAGAUCGUAGAUCGGUGGAGCAUCGGCAUCAACCCUGGAGCUGGGAGAGUGAUAGCGAAGACGAAGAUAUUGAAGAAAUUCCAGCAGACGAUGGAAGUUACGACGGAGGACGUCGCGGUCGCGAAAAGCCUCCCCGUCAUGAGAGAAUAAUCGACCGUCAGGAACCAAAACAAGAUUGGAAAGAGGAACGCAAGGACAUUAAAAAGCAUGAUAAUGCCGCUGAUAAGGCUUUAGUAGUUCCUGAGAGGCUAAGAUACGAAGAAGACGAAGAGGAAAAACCAAAACAUUCACAAGUCACCACAGACGCGUGGAGACCAAAGGAACGUGAUCGCAGAAAGAAAGAUGCUCGUAAACAACCUAGGAAACACCGUUCGCGGUCGACUUCGCCCGAAAAAAAUCGCCACUCCAAAAAGGAAAAGAACAGAGCUCCUUUCCUACCGUAUGGAAUGGCUAACGAAGGACCUGUGGAUAUGUGGAAAACGCACAACGUAUUGGCUUCACAGCGAGAAGUAAGCUAAAUAACAUAAACAGAGCAGAUAAAAUUAAAUUAAUUAUUUAAAUGUUUUUCUUUUUUAUAACAUUUAAUCUUCACGGCAAUUUGACUGGUACUUAGGAGCUGAAAUUGACUGAUGCAUUAGGGUGAAAUUCUGACAAGUGCCAUGGCCUAAUGAGACAGCAACACAGGACAGCAUAAAUGGCGGCAAAUGACACAAAGAUAGGUUUGAACUGUGACAGUGACAGAGAAAAGUGCAAAUACAAUAAUAAAAUGCUGACAGUGAUGUGACUUCCUCCUCAAUACGUGAAACGGCAGGAUUUGAAGUUCAGACUAGGGACAUACGUAACUCCCCUAGGAGAGGGCCUCUCCAAUGUCUCUUGGGUGCUACAAUCAUCCCAAGAGACAUUGAAGACGACAUUUCUGCACAAUUUGGGGUGUAAAAUAAUUUCGCCUCAAGCUCCCCUUCCCCGGUUGAGGACCAAGUACCUUUUCUUCUUACCCCUGAAGAUAAAAUUGCAUUCACCCCUGAAGACUUCCAUAAAACAUUGGUUUACCCCUGGAGAAUAUGGGUUCUACCCCUGAAAAAUUUCAUGAAAAUCAAAGAAUUCCAUGUAUAUUUUUUUUACUCUACCCCUAAAGAAAUCCUCAAUUUUGAUAACUUACCCUUAACCGGUGGUGGGGAGGGGGGUAAGGGUAUUAAAUACAGUAGCCCUUUGGUUGCUGACAGAAUUACACAGUGCUCGACUUUCAGAAAAAAAUCUUGGGGCCAGCCGGCCCCCAAGUUUUCGUUUUUGGUCGCCAGAACAAGUAUUCUAGUCGCCAAAAAUUAUAUUUAAGAAUUAAUGGAAUACAAUAAACUUAGCAUCUUUUACUUAGCCUUAACAGAAAAAGAAUGCUUUAGAAUUCCUUUUGAACUUUCUUUAUAUUGUAGAUUGAUCUAUAUGUUAUCCAUUCUAUGUGUUAGACUUACGAUAAAAGUAAAGGUGGGGAUACCAGAGAGCUUCAAAGUAGGAUGGUACCCCCACAAAAAAAACUGGGUCGAGUCACCUUAAGUUUAAAUUUAUUCUACUGCAAAUAAAAAUCGAGAAAAUGCCUUAAUUUUCUUUGUUUCCCUUUGUUUACAAAGUAAUUUUUCGCGGGAACACGCGGCCAUGACGACGGGACAUCUGAUUGACCAAUCAGAAUGUAGAGCCAGUCAUCCAGUGAGACGACUUCGCUGCUCCCGCGCUUUGGCGUUGUUGUCAAAAUGGUGUUCAGUUCUGCGUAUAGGCGAGCUUACAAAGAGCCUUCAUGGGACGAUCACAGUAAGAAAGAAUUUAUUAGUAAGCUUCAGUAUCGAUCAGAUCGUAGAUCGGUGGAGCAUCGGCAUCAACCCUGGAGCUGGGAGAGUGAUAGCGAAGACCAAGAUAUUGAAGAAAUUCCAGCAGACGAUGGAAGUUACGACGGAGGACUUCGCGGUCACGAAAAGCCUCCCCGUCAUGAGAGAAUAAUCGACCGUCAGGAACCAAAACAAGCUUGGGAAGAGGAUCGCAAGGACAUUAAAAAGCAUGAUAAUGCCGCUGAUAAGGCUUUAGUACUUCCUGAGAGACUAAGAUACGAAGAAGACGAAGAGGAAAAACCAAAACAUUCACAAGUCACUACAGACGCGUGGAGACCAAAGGAACGUGAUCGCAGAAAGAAAGAUGCUCGUAAACAACCUAGGAAACACCGUCCGCGGUCGACUUCGCCCGAAAAAAAUCGCCACUCCAAAAAGGAAAAGAACAGAGCUCCUUUCCUUCCGUAUGGAAUGGCUAACGAAGGACCUGUGGAUAUGUGGAAAACGCACAACGUAUUGGCUUCACAGCGAGAAGUAAGCUACAUAACAUAAACAGAGCAGAUAAAAUUAAAUUAAUUAUUUAAAUGUUUAUGUUUUUUGUAACAUUUAAUCUUCACGGCAAUUUGACUGGUACUUAGCAGCUGGAAUUGACUGAUGCAUUAGGGUGAAAUUCUGACAAGCGCCAUGGCCUUGAGACAGCAACACAGGACAGCAUAAAUGGCGGCAAAUGACACAAAGAUAGGUUUUAACUGUGACAGUGACAAUGUCAAUGUCUCCUUGGUGCUACAAUCAUCCCAAGAGACAUUGAAGACGACAUUUCUGCAAAAUUUUGGGGUGUAAAAUAAUUUCGCCUCAAGCUCCCCUUCCCUGGUUGAGGACCAAGUACCUUUUCUUCUUACCCCUGAAGAUAAAAUUGCAUUCACCCCUGAAGACUUCCAUAAAACAUUGGUUUACCCCUGGAGAAUAUGGGUUAAUUCUACCCUUGAAGAAUUUCAUGAAAAUGAAAGCUCCACCCCCAAAGAAUUCUUUAGAUAUAUUUUUUACUCUACCCCUAAAGAAAUCCUCAAUUUUUAUAACGUACCCUUAACCGGUGGUGGGGAGGGGGGUAAGGGUAUUAAAUGCAGUAGCCCAUUGGUUGCUGACAGAAUUACAUGUAAUGUGACAAGUGUGAUCACCCUUACCAAUUAUUGUACUGCAAAUGUUUCGUCUCUUUCAUAUUUGCCAAGAGUAAAAUUUUAGACAAUUCAGUCCCCCAUUCUCCUCUGUGAUUAUCAAACAUUGCCUUGAGUUCAAGAAGCUGCCAUCUUGGUUUCAUAGGUUAGCAAAAUCUUGGGUAAUAGCACUUUGCAAUCUCCCCACCUUUUGAUUAACAUGGCAGACUCUCCCACACAUGGGUUGAUCUUGACAUUUGCUGGGAAAAAGAGAAGACGUUUAAGCAGACUAGGAUUUUUACAUCUUUUAUUUACAACCUAUUUUGAUGAUAAUCUGUUUUACAGGUCUAUCCAGCUGCCCUUCGAGCUCAGAAAAGAAGACAAGAAGAAGUAAAAAGAAAGGUACAACUCCGACAGGAAGCAGUGAAAAGAAAAGAAAAGCCAGCACAUUUUGAUGCUGAUGUUGCAUUUCCUAAAACUUGGUGGAUGACUGAGUAUCAAAGAAACUUUUGUAAAGAAGAGGACAUCAAAAGACAUUUCCUGCGAUGA
Porites evermanni is the source of this 3605-nucleotide messenger RNA. The record is from the annotation of a GenBank genome assembly. Lineage: Eukaryota; Metazoa; Cnidaria; Anthozoa; Scleractinia; Poritidae.